UCAUCACCGGUUGCCGAAGAUAUUGUAAAGAGAUCACAGCCUUCAGCCCCAUUAUGUGGAGGACUUUCCUUAAACAAAGGAAAUAUAUAUAUAUAUGUACGCACGUAUACCGCUUUCGUGCGUCCAUGGUAUUGAUGUCAGCUGGAUGCCUGGAAUAGCGCAUUGAGAGAGUUUUGCUCUGCCUCACAUAAACCAAGGUGCUACCCCUCUCUGUCUCUCUCUCUACUCCAUACACCUUUUAGCACCCAUGUUCGAAUCUUAGUUUUCUCUCAGAGAUUGUCAUCGCAAACUAAGAGGAGGACCUCGAAAGAAUUCUGCAAGGGCUGUUGAGCAAACUAGUGAGCAGGUCAGAGCAUUGCUCCUUUUAUAUGCUUGGUGGCAUUUAAAGUUGCAUCAAGACUUUAUCGCCAUUCACAGAUGUCGCUCAUAUCAAAGUUGAGAUGCAUCACUGUUGAUGUUACUGGCACACUGUUAGCAUAUAAAGGAGAACUAGGGGAUUACUAUUGCAUGGCAGCCAAAUCUGUUGGAUUGCCUUGCCCCGAUUACAAACGUAUGCAUGAAGGCUUCAAAGCAGCAUACACUGAUAUGGCAAAGAGGUAUCCAUGUUUCGGUCAUGCUGCAAAAAUGCCUAAUAUCGAUUGGUGGAGAUCAUGCGUGAAGGACUCCUUUAUCAGGUCGGGCUAUGACUAUGAUGAUGAAACUUUUGAAAAGGUGUUCAAACGUAUAUACUCUGUAUUUGGUUCUGCUGCACCAUACACCAUAUUUCCAGACUCACAACCAUUCUUGCGUUGGGCACGCUCCAAGGGACUCAUAGUCGGCAUUGUGAGCAAUGCAGAAUACCGUUAUCAAGAUGUAAUUCUUCCUGCAUUGGGUUUGAAUAAGGGAUCGGAGUGGGAUUUUGGUGUAUUUUCUGGCAUUGAAGGCAUAGAAAAGCCCAAUCCCCAGAUCUAUGAGAUGGCCCUGGAGAAGGCUGGAAACAUUACUCCAGAGAACACCUUGCACAUAGGUGACAGCAUGCGGAAAGACUACAUGCCUGCAAAGUCUAUGGGCAUGCACGCCAUUCUGUUGGACAGGUUCAAGACACCUGAUGCAGAAAAAUGGAGGGAGUCUGGCGCUCUUGUACUUCCUGAUCUUGUGGCUGUUCAGACAUUUCUUACUGGCGAAGAAGAGGUUUUGCAUGAACCUGCCAAUGCAAUAUGAAAUGCUUCCUUUACGCUGAUAUUUUUGGAACUUUUAUAAUGUAAUAGCGAAUGCCAUAUUUCAUCUCUGGGAAAAUGAAAAGAAUUUUAUUUUCUA
Molecule: messenger RNA, 1296 nt
Organism: Nymphaea colorata (pocket water lily)
Lineage: Eukaryota; Viridiplantae; Streptophyta; Magnoliopsida; Nymphaeales; Nymphaeaceae
Exons: 4
Coding region: 418-1200 (260 amino acids)
Source: RefSeq, a predicted model, not a curated record